CUUUCCACAGAACGGCAAAUGUCUUAGUGUCCAGGAAACACUGUUCUCUUUGCACACAUCUCCCUCUGAAUCUCAGAGCAUCCCUGCAGCAGCCUUGUAUCAUUCAAGCACUUUGGAAAGCUAUUUUGAUGAGGGGAAAAAAGCCACUCCAAGCCUGCUUACUAAAAACCUGAAAACAAAUAUUUUUAGCUGCUUCCUCUUCCUAGUCACAGUUUUAGCAGUGAGAAAACUGUAAUCACAGUUGACCGUGCAAAGCUACUACUUAUCAGUUGAGCUAAUCAUUCUGUAGUCGUCGUAGGAAAUGCGAUAAUUUAAGGGCCGUUAGUGGGGUGUUUAGGUCAGUUCUAAGCCUUUACUUGAUUUGGGGUGUAUUAUUUCCAAGACGGCCCUGAAGUAGCUGAGAAACUCUUUACUCAGACCUUUCCUAGUGUGACCAGAAUGACGUUGCCCCAUGACUUUUUUUCAGUGGGUGCCCUUGUUUCCAUUAUAAAUCAGUACAUCCACCGCAGUCACGUUCAGAGAGUAGUGUAUUUUUCUAUGCUCAGAGCCCAUCUCGAGGGUGCCUGGUACUUAAAGACUUUUUCACAAUAAAAGAGUGAAAGACCAGGCUUUGUCUGUAGGAGAAAGACAAAUGAAGGAAAAGUGGGGGAAGUGAUGGGCGGCACGAGGGAGGGUGUGCGAAAGCAGUGGUCUGCUUCAGCGGAUGUGGUGGCACCUGCUUACUGCGGUGCUGAUGCCCAGCACUGCAUGUUACCCUCUCCCUGACCGGUGCCUGGAGUGAAAGAUCCUCUCCCAUUUCAGACAAAAUCAAAAAGAGAUACAAGCAUUCAAGCUUGUGUCAGCCUGGGAGUUGUCGGGUACCCUUUGUAGACUCAUAAAACAUUCAGUUUCCCAAACUCUGCAUCUUCCAUCUCUUCCACCCAUCUUGCUGGCUAAACUCAGAAUGGGGAAGUAAAAUCAACCCCAGGAGGAGGCAGAGCCAGAAAGAAGUGUGACUUCUUUAUUUUCUGCUGUGAAAAGAGUUGGCCAAAUUCAGCUUCCUUGAUAUUAGUUUAACUACUGCCACUCCCUGAGGUGUAGUGAUAAAUGGAAGGUAUUUGGGUAGAAUUACUGCAGGGAGGUGAAUGGUGAAGAGAAACGUGUCUCAGUCCGCAGGUGAGCUUGGCUGAUCUCAGGUGGCUGUGGGUGCAUGACAAAUCCCAGGAGGGGCACGGGAUGGUCACAACUGGGACAUGUGCGGCACUUUGGGAGGUGACACUGAAUUAGGUACUUCUGCGGGCCACACCGGGGAUGGGGCAGGCAGCUGGCACUUUGCUGGUGUGUGCAGACAGGGGAAGCGCUGCGUCCUCCCGGCUGCAGCUCGUGCUCGGGUAAGGGCUCCCACUUCCUGUGCUCGCUGCACGUCUCCUCUCAGCAUCAGCCUCUGACUUCCUUUUCUCUUUGUGGCAGUUUGCUGUGCUCAGAUGCCUCCUGAAGACAGGACUAUUGCAAAGCUGGUACUAGAGCCCCUGGUAGGGACCCUCUCUGCCCAGCGCCUGGCAUAAACACUGCUCCCGAGGAAAAUAGCUUGGUUCUGCUUGGGAUUUUAAGGGAGCAGCUUGUGUAACCGAGUCAAAAGAAAAGGUUUCUCUCUCCAUAUGCCUUUUUCUCCAGCUGAGUAUCUUUACGUUUGCCUUCCCCACUCCUUCUUUGGGGCCAGGGAAUGGACUAGAUCACUUGAGGUCCCUUGGCCCUAUUUUCUCUGAUACUACAUCCAUACUGGACAUAGUAUAGCUUGAGAUGGCUUUAAAGAAGCUCAGAAAUAGGAGCAGUCUAGCCACAGUGCUGCAUAGCUGUGCAUUGGCUAGCUUACCCUGCUAGGUAGCGCUGAGCACCCAAUUGCAGAAGGGGUCAUGCUGCAGUUUUGAAAUAGCCAAGCAAAAUUACCUUUAGCAACGAGUGGCCCCUGUAGUUUGUGCUCGGUGUGAAUCCAGCACUGUUUUGUUGAGCCUUCCAGAAGACCAUCCAUAAAUGCUCUGAAGCCUCCAGGUGACAGAAAGCAAGCUGUUAAACGGAUUGUUGUGAGAGGUCUGGGGAAUGCUUCUUCAUGGGCAAUUUGCUUUGCUCAUCUUUAAACAGUGAGUUUUGUGCACUUAUCAGAAGGUGUGUAAAACACUGAACCAGGGACUUAAUUUAGGGCAAAUCAGUGGAAGGAACUGGCUUUUGACCUGGCUGUGAAAAAGAAGAAUUCACCCCGGCAUUUUCUUCAUCUCAGAGAUACACAGCCUCUGGUGUCCGUGAUGUCUGUGGACAGCCUGGAUGUGAUCUAUAUCCUGAUGGAGUCUGUUAUUGGGAUAUCUGCAGUGGUGGGCAAUGCCUUGGCCAUCUGGGCCGUGAAGCUGAACCCAGCUCUUCAGAAGAGCACCUUCCUUUACAUCGUUUCCCUGGCGCUCACUGACAUCGCCGUGGGGGUCCUCGUCGUGCCCCUGGCCAUCACGGUGAGCCUGGGUGUUGUCGUCCACUUUUACUCCUGCCUGUUCAUGUGCUGCCUGAUGAUGAUCUUCCCUCAUGCCUCAGUCUUGUCCCUCCUGGCCAUCGCCAUCGACAGGUACAUGAGAGUGAAGCUGCCCACCAGAUACCGGGCAGUCAUCACAGAGAGGAGAAUUCGUGCAGUGCUGGGGCUCUGCUGGCUCGCGUCUCUGCUGGUGGGACUGGUCCCUAUGUUCGGCUGGAACCAGCAGGCAGGCAGCUCCAGCUGCAUCGAGUGUCACUAUUUGGCUGUGAUGAGAAUGGAUUACGUUGUGUACUUCAGCUUCUUCACCUGGAUCCUCCUUCCCUUGAUCAUCAUGUGUGCCCUGUACACCGAGGUUUUCUGCAUCAUGUGGACAAAACUAAGCCCAAGCUCAGCAAGUCCUCCAGGUGGAGGAACAGCUUAUGGGAAGGAAUACAAAAUGGCCAAAUACCUGGCCCUUAUCCUCUUCUUGUUUGCUGUGUCCUGGCUGCCUCUGGGCAUUCUCAACUGCGUUUCCUUCUUCUGCCCCACUUGCACCAUCCCGCGGUCCCUGAUGUACCUGGGCAUCCUGCUGUCCCACGCCAACUCAGCCAUGAACCCUGUCGUCUAUGCUUUCAAGAUAAAGAAGUUCAAAGAAACAUACGCUUUUAUUCUGAGGACUUACGUCCUGCUCCAGAAACCAGAGUUGGUCGCUUCUAGCGCAGAGCACACGGAAUCGCAGCUGCAAGUGAGCGCGGUCUGAGGGCACCGCUGCGCGGGUGCACCCGGGCCCUCUGCCCGCUCCCCUUCUCCAUCCAGGCUGGAUGCGGCAAUUAGGAAAUAACGUGGGAGCAGCCAGCGUAAGAGGAAACGGCAGAGAUGCAGACACAUUUCUCAAAUCAUGCAUUCUGGACCAAUAAUUGUGUGUAUAUUUCUCUUUUAAGCUAAUUAGCCUCUGAGCAAUGUGAUGAUUGAUUAAUUCAGGAUCCUAGCUUAUCCCAAAAGGAAAUAAAUCCUAGGUUCUGUUAAUAAAAUAAUAUUACUGUG
Dromaius novaehollandiae (emu) is the source of this 3517-nucleotide messenger RNA. RefSeq names its product adenosine receptor A3-like. Gene Ontology annotation, molecular function: G protein-coupled adenosine receptor activity. Gene Ontology annotation, biological process: G protein-coupled adenosine receptor signaling pathway. The record is from RefSeq and is a predicted model, not a curated record. The transcript has 2 exons. Gene Ontology annotation, cellular component: dendrite; plasma membrane; synapse. Bases 2280 to 3233 code for a protein of 317 amino acids. NCBI's taxonomy places the organism in Eukaryota, Metazoa, Chordata, Aves, Casuariiformes, Dromaiidae.